CGUUGGCAAAGUGAAGUUCUAGUCGAUUUAAACAUGAAGUUCGUUUUGAUAUUAUCAGUUUUUGUUGUCUUUAUUAUAAGUGAUGUAAAGGUUUCCAAGGCCCAUGAAAUAUGUGUGGAGGUUUCUAAAGAACCAGAAACGGAAGAAGAAUCAUCCAAUGAUAAUGAUGGUGAUAGCUCGACUAAUGGUGAAGAAAAUGAUGGAAAAGAAGAUGACGAAAGUUCAUCUGAUGAUGAAGAGAAUUCAUCGCGUUGCAUUGAUGAAUGUUCGAGUCUAGGUGAAGAUGUUCAACUGGGAAUUUUAAGAUUAGGAACAAUUUUCAAUGAUUAUGAGGAAAAUGAAGAUUCUGAAAGAUUUUUAACAUUAGGACAUUCAACAGCUUUUUCUGAUUUACUGAACAAGUUAAAGUCAGGCGAAACGCCAGAUCCCAUUAUCUAUGAUUUUCGUUGGCUCCCACCGAUAUCUGAACCAACGGAUGAAUCUAAAUGGCCUAUUCGAAACGAAUUGGAUGGACUGGAUAUAUUAUUAUUCAAAGAUAAAAACAAGUUGGAUGAAGACUGUUACCCUUGCAUUGAAAGUGAACCAUUCAUAGAUUUACGUUAUCAGUUAAGAUUUGGUGAAAGAUACUAUCAGACUCGCCUAGAAAAAAAGAAAGAAGAAAGGAAAUAUGGUUUCCAUUUGGAAGGUACUAGUGAAGGUAGUGAGGGAUCGGAAUUUAAUCUUGAUUUUACAUGGAAAUUUUAA
This is a messenger RNA of Clunio marinus, 744 nucleotides long. Lineage: Eukaryota; Metazoa; Arthropoda; Insecta; Diptera; Chironomidae. The record is from the annotation of a GenBank genome assembly.